AUGAUGAUCAUCAUCUGCUUGGGGUAAACAAUUACAUUCUACUACAUACUAAUUAAAAAACGAUUCAUCACACUCGUAGGCUACCUAAUAUCCAUCCUAAGCUUACUAUCAUCGUUUUAUCAAUUUAUGCCAUACUUUUAUACUGAAUUCUAAUAAAUUGAAUUCACUUGGAUUUUUGAUAUCUCCUAAUUCAUGGCACUGAAUUUUGCUUUAUGCCCAAAUUUUAUAUUAAAUCAGUUUCUUUAAUUUCUAUUUGUUUCAUCUCGAUUAUUCAUGAGGAACUUUGCUUAUUUGAAUCCGUUUUCCUUUAUCCUCAUAUUGUAUUUGAUACUAUUUUGGUAAAAAGAGUAUUUCAGAUAAAAGCAUAAUAGAAAUUAAUUUUUUUUAAAAGAACAGUAAAAAUAAGCAUUGUUUUUAUGGGAUAAUUUAAUAGAAGAAAAGAUAGUGCUAUUAUCUUAUGAUGAGACUUGGAAUAAGAUUGAUUUAAUAUUUGCAAAUUCAUCAAUUAAAUAAUUGAUGAAUUUGGAUUCUAAAGAAUUUUUAAAAGAUUUUAGAAUUUCCAAUCUUAAAAAAGAUUUUUAUCAAUAUUUAUUAGAGAGGAUUCAUGAUAAGACCUAUCAAUUUCAGGUUAAGGUGGUACACAUUUCAAAAAAGAAAUAUGUAAUAAAUUGCUUUAUGAAUAAAUUAAUUGAAUUGAAUAUCUCAUUAAAAUUUUCAGAACUCUAAUCAGAGAAAGAUUAUUAAAAUAAUUAUUCUUAUCUCAAGUUGCUAAAAAAGAUUAAAAUGAUAGACAAAUAACUCUACUAUAAUGAAAUCCAAAAGCAUAUUAUAUAAUAGUCAUACUACUUUAAAAAUGUAACGAUAGAUUAAGUUGAGUAACUAACUCUUUUAAAGUUGAGGGGUUUUAUUAAUUUUAUUAUGAAGAACAAUCCGGCUAAAGUGUUAUUCCAUCUGCAGCAGUUUAAUACAAUUUUGCCCCUCCUCUUCACUCUGAUUAGUUGUCUAAAGAAAUUAUAUAAAAUAAAAGAAAUUCAUUUUAUAGAACUGAACUAAAAUGAAGUCAACUUUAUCAUAAUUGGAAGAGAGAAAAAAAAACUUCCUUAAACGAGAGUAGAAAUUUGCAAAAAAAUAAUCAAUCGUAUCGUGGAUUAGGUUGGGUUGUAUGAAUGUGUUUUUUAUAUAACUUAAUUUAAUUGUACUUUAGUAAAUAUGUAAUUUAAAAUCGAAUCAACUCCUUAGUAAGAUUAUUAAAUAAAUUUUAUUAUAGCUCACUUGAAUGA
Molecule: messenger RNA, 1280 nt
Organism: Paramecium octaurelia
Lineage: Eukaryota; Ciliophora; Oligohymenophorea; Peniculida; Parameciidae
Source: the annotation of a GenBank genome assembly